This is a messenger RNA of Silurus meridionalis, 5750 nucleotides long. RefSeq names its product phosphatidylinositol-4,5-bisphosphate 3-kinase, catalytic subunit beta (gene pik3cb). The record is from RefSeq and is a predicted model, not a curated record. Gene Ontology annotation, biological process: phosphatidylinositol-3-phosphate biosynthetic process; phosphatidylinositol-mediated signaling; cell migration. Lineage: Eukaryota; Metazoa; Chordata; Actinopteri; Siluriformes; Siluridae. Gene Ontology annotation, cellular component: plasma membrane; phosphatidylinositol 3-kinase complex; cytoplasm. Bases 427 to 3636 code for a protein of 1069 amino acids. The transcript has 23 exons. Gene Ontology annotation, molecular function: 1-phosphatidylinositol-4-phosphate 3-kinase activity; 1-phosphatidylinositol-3-kinase activity.
CCUCAAACUGUGGGAGCCCGUACAGGGCCGUGGCUUUGAUUUUGUGGGCGUUUUAGAACUUCGCGUUUCCGGUUGAAAUCACAGCACAGCGUUUAUGCAGAAGCUCUGUAGAGGAGACAACCGGUUUAGCUCUGUUCCGAAAGUGCGAAGGGAGGGCCUUGGUGAUUGUACUGAAAAAAAUGGAGAGCGAAUAUUCGUUUCCUCCUGAUAAACCAGGAAGCAUUUGGACCUUUUCAUCAAGGUAGAACUUUUUCGGAUGUAAAAACAUCAAGCUGACAGGCACAAAGUCUUUUUAACCGCUGAGACCUUUGGAUUUUACUCGACGAACAAACUAUUUCCGUGUCGUUCAGAAGUGGAUUCUCGCUUCCGACAUUACGUAUCGUCGCCAGAAGGGUCCCAUGGUUUGGUUGUGGUCUGCUCUCUGCCAUGCCUCCCGCCAUGACGGAUCAGCUGGAUGUGUGGGCGGACCCAGUAUUGGAUGGAAACGAUCAGGUGGCUGUGGAUUUCCUCUUGCCUACUGGAAUAUACAUUCAGAUGGAUGUUCCAAGAGAGAGCACCAUCCAGCAAAUCAAGCAGAUGCUAUGGAAGCAGGCACAGGUGUAUCCGCUCUUCUCCUUGCUUGGGGAGAUGGAUGGUCACAUAUUCGAAUGUGUGAACCAGGCUGCAGUUCACGAGGAGCUUGAAGAUGAGAGCAGACGUUUGUGUGAUGUUCGUCCAUUUUUGCCUGUACUCAGGCUCAUUACUCGUAACUGUGGCCGUGCUGAACGCUUACUUGACUCCAAGAUCGGAGUGCUUAUUGGAAAAGGGCUCCAUGAACUGGAUGCAUUGCCGGACCAGGAAGUGAAAGACUUUCGUAGCAAAAUGCAACGAGUUAGUGAAGAGAAAAUGCAGUCAGUGCACUUGAUGUCAUGGGCAGAAUGGUUUCAGAGCUGCUUCUUUCCCAAGAUGGAAGUGGGGCCAGUUGAUGGUCUAUGUGAUAGGAAUGAGGGCUUGAUUAAAAUCACCAUGCAUUACAACCAAUCACAGGACACAACAAGUCUAAAAGUGCCAUUGAGCUGUACUGUACCUGAGCUUAUGAAUCAAGCUCUCAGAAAAUGGCUGACUACUCAUGGCUUGAAAGAAGAUGAAGACUGUGUUGGUAACUACGUCCUAAGAGUCAGUGACAAGCUGGAAUUCUUGUUUGGAGAACACCCAAUUAUGUAUUAUAGCUACAUCAGAUCAUGCUUGCUGUCACAGGAGAUUCCACAUUUGACGUUAGUGCAUUGUGAUAUGGUCAAGUCCAUGUUUGAACAUGAAAUCAGCACUAUUGGAGCUGUACUUUCACGGAAGUCAUCAAAUCCUCCUUUACCUCUUCCUCCUAAGAGGAGAGGACCAUCUCAAUUGCAUACCUGCAUUUGGGAGGUUCAGUCUUUAUUUAAAAUCACUUUAGUGAGGGGCAUUAAGGUCAAUGCAGAGGAGACAGCAAAGGUGCAAGUUCGUGCAGGCCUAUUCCAUGGUACAGAGCUCCUGUGUAAGCCAUCUGUUAGUAAUGAGACCAGUGGUCGCUCUGAGCACACCUGGAACCGUACUCUUGAGUUUGAUAUUUCAGUUUGUGACCUGCCACGCAUGGCUCGUCUAUGUUUUGCCAUAUAUGCUGUCAUGGACAAGGUAAAAAAGCAGAAGUCAACCAAGAACAUGCAAAUGAACAAAUAUCAGACUAUUCGAAAAGCAGGAAAAGUGCAUUACCCAAUUGCAUGGGUGAACAUGAUGGUGUUUGACUACAGAGGACAGCUAAAGACUGGUGAUAUCAUCUUACAUACCUGGUCUUCCUUUCCUGAUGAGCUGGAGGAGAUGUUGAACCCAAUUGGAACGAUCCAGACAAAUCCAUACACUGAGAAUGCCACAGCACUGCAUAUUUGCUUGCCAGAGUAUUCGGGACACCCACUCACAUUUCCCCCAUUUGACAAGAUCCUGGAGAAAGCGGCUGAAAUUGCUGGAUCCACUGAUUCUAUAUCAUUGGGAAGAGGGGGGAAAAAGUUCUACAUUGAACUAAAAGAGAUCAUGGAAAGGGAUCCGCUUUCACAACUGUGUGAAAAUGAGAAGGAUCUGAUAUGGACGCUACGCUAUGACUGCAGAGAGAACUUUCCACAGUCCCUUCCUAAACUACUGCUGUCUGUCAAGUGGAGUAAACACGAAGACAUGGCACAGUUGCAGGCAUUGUUGCAGAUUUGGCCUAAAAUUUAUCCUCGGGAUGCUUUAGAGCUAUUGGAUUUUAAUUAUCCAGAUCAAUAUGUUAGAGAGUAUGCAGUCAGUUGUCUGCAAGAUAUGAGUGAUGAAGAACUGUUGCAGUAUUUGUUGCAGCUGGUGCAGGUGUUGCGCUAUGAACCAUAUUAUGACUGUGCCCUCACCCAGUUUUUACUGCAGCGUGCUCAGACCAAUCGCAAAAUUGGGCAUUUUCUCUUUUGGCAUCUAAGGUCAGAGAUACACAUGCCAGCAGUAUCUGUGCAGUUUGCUUUAAUAUUGGAGGCAUACUGUAGAGGCAGCAUCCCCCACAUUGAAGUGCUUAAAAAACAGGUUGAGGCUCUUGGCAAGUUAAAAGCUGUGAAUGAGUUGAUCAAACUGGGUACAAUAAAGGCCAAGAAUAAAACCAAGGAGGCUCAGGUGAAGGAGGCCAUGGUGAAGUGCCUUAGACAGACGGGCUUCACUGAAAUUUUGUCAGACCUUCACUCACCACUGAACCCCCAAAUACUGCUUGCUGAUGUCAAUGUGGAGAAGUGCAGAUACAUGGACUCUAAAAUGAAGCCCCUGUGGAUCGUUUACAAUAACAAGCUGCUGGUAGGAGACACGCUGGGAAUCAUCUUCAAGAAUGGAGAUGAUCUCAGACAGGACAUGUUGACCCUGCAGAUCCUAAGGUUAAUGGACAUGCUGUGGAAGGAAGCAAACCUUGACCUCAGAAUUGUGCCUUAUGGUUGCCUGGCAACAGGAGAUCGCACAGGGCUGAUUGAGGUUGUGUCCUCUGCUGACACCAUAGCUAACAUCCAAAAAAAUAGUAGCAACAUGGCAGCUGCCGCAGCCUUCAACAAAGAUGCUCUGCUCAGCUGGCUCAAGGACAAAAACCCUGGUGAGGCUCUGGAGAAAGCCAUUGAGGAGUUCACACUUUCUUGUGCUGGUUAUUGUGUGGCCACCUAUGUUCUGGGCAUCGGAGAUCGUCAUAGUGACAAUAUCAUGGUCCGAAGCACAGGACAGCUUUUCCAUAUAGACUUUGGUCAUAUCUUGGGGAACUUCAAAUCAAAGUUUGGAAUCAAGAGAGAGCGUGUUCCAUUCAUUCUCACACACGACUUCAUUCACGUCAUUCAGCAGGGCAAAACUAGUAACAGUGAGAAAUUUGGCAGUUUUAGGCAAUACUGUGAAGAUGCUUAUCUGAUCCUGAGGAAGAAUGGAAAUCUGUUCAUCACACUCUUUGCCCUGAUGCUGACUUCAGGGUUACCAGAACUUACCUCUGUCAAGGACAUUCAGUACUUAAAGGACUCUCUUGCUUUGGGUAAGACUGAUGAUGAGGCACUGAAACAAUUCCGGCAGAAGUUUGAUGAAGCUCUAAGAGAGAGCUGGACCACCAAAGUAAACUGGAUGGCUCACAUUGUGGCACAUCCCUCCUAAUACCUUUACACCAACAAGGAUCAAAGUUUAGGAGAAAGCUUAAACACAAUGUUGAACCAGACUACGCAAAGUCCUUUUUUAAUUCUUGAAAACCUUUAAAUGGUUAAAUACUUUUUAUUCAAUGUAGUUAACACAAACAGCUGCUGAUAUAAGGAGUUUCAUGGCUCCAUUGUUUCACAGAAAAACAUAAUGGAGAUUUAAAAGUAGGUGGAUGAUUAAUAAAGGGAACAAAGGUGAAGACAACAACAAAUACAAGGUGAAGUCAGCUCACCUCAACAUGGAAAAAUCAGUUUUUCACAUUUCAGAAUAUUUUCACACAGUGAGAAACGCAUCAAGAGGAGCAGUGUGAAGCAUCAUCAUUACAUUCUUUUGAUUUUACUUCUAAAUGGAUUACUUUUUUAUGUCAUCUUGCAGUUGAAAUAAUGCUUUAAGCUGCAAAUGCAGUAAUAAUGUUGUGGAAACAUGGACUAAAGAAACAAAUGGAGCAUGCAGUAAAAAAUGGAACUGCACAUAGAUAUAAUUAUUCUGAAGGCUUGUAGAGUGAACUUGCUUGAAACUGUUAUUGAAGAAACAGUUACAGAUUAUUCGUAUUUCGAAUUAAAGCCAGAAAUCACUAUUUAAAAAGCAGCAAUUUUUGCUGCCUACAAGCUAAAAUGGACAACAACAUACAGUAUGUAUUUUAACAGACGAUUUUUUUACCUGCCACAAGUUGUUUUACAUACCUUUUUUUGGGGGGGCCUUGAAUGCAUUGUGUUCAACAAUUUUAAUGACACAAAAAGAUCAUUAAAAUUGUUGUAUAGCAUUACUUAAUUAAAACAGGCAAAUAUAGAAAGAUUGCAUUGCCCAAAUUAAUGAAUUUAUGUUUAUACUGCCAAAAAGAUUUCAUGUUUGUGGGUUUUUUUUGUUUGUUUGUUUUUUAAUUUAUAAUUACCCCACAUUUUAAUAGGAUCAGAAUGCUGGAGCAAGUGUCAAAUGAUAGUAUUUUAGUUUAGAAAGAUAUUUCAGGGACAAUAACCUGCAUUAGGGGUCUGCUGCCUUUAAAAAAAAAAAAAAAAAAAGAUUCGCACUGGAGCAUAGACUCUCAGAAUGCCAAAUGGGAUCUACUGUGCCUUAUAAAAUGAAAAUAUUCUACUGUUUGUAUGAGACUGCUUAAAGUAAGUGGUUUUUUAAAACACUGGAUUUUAUUUGUCCAUCAUUAUUUAAGGAUUGUUACAUUUUGUUUUUUAUUUAUUUUCUUCUUUUGAAAAGUUGAGAUGACUAUUAAUAGAUUGUAUGAGAGUAGUGAGUUUACUCAUACAAACGUUCAGCAAGCAAAUACUUUUUACUUUGUAAUGUCAGAGCUAAGACAUAAUCAGUUCCUUCUUCCCUCAGAUCCUUUCAUCUAAUGGAGCUCAAAACAUACAUAACUUUAUAACUACUAUAGCAAAAACACUGUAACGAUGCACUUACACAGGCAGUUGGUGAUCUGAGAUGUUUUUUUGUAAAUUAGGUGCAGUUAACUACAAUCAUGGUUAUUAUGAAAAUUCCUGUAAACCCUGAACACCAUUUCACAUAUGUGCCCAUAGAACAUUUCAUUUGUUUCCUAAAGCAAAAUUAUAUUUACACUGAAGUACAAUGGUUUAAGAGGAUGAUUAUGUAUAUGUUCAAUACAUUUCCAUCCAAACAGUGUGAUAACUACCUGAAACAAUGCAGUUUGUCUUUACUGUUGCAAAGAAUUUUGUAUGUGAAAACAGCCUUAAAGACAGAUGUCUACAGCAUACCAGAGGAUGUUUGUGUAUUGUUGAUAACCUGCUGUGCAUCUCUAAUGCUGCUUAAAUUAUUAUUAGUUUAAAAGAGUAUCCUUACACUUUAAAAUACAGAGAAGAGAAAAUGAAUUACCAGUGUGCGUGCGUGCGUGUGUGUGUGUGGAAACUGCCAGAGAGGAGGAUGGUGCAAUAUAAUGAAUCCUGUUAUGUGCGAAUUUGGAUUAAUGUGUGUGCACUACAACUGCUGCUGUAUGGUAUGCUAGCCUUCAAUGUCUCACACACUGAAACUGCUUCUCUGUUUGAUUUUCUGACUUGUUCUUAAUGAUAUGUUUUCAUAGGAAUGCUAUUAAAGAUUUGGUAUAGCAAUCA